AUGUCUUCAUCCUUCUCAGUCUCAUCACUGCACCUGAUCUUCAGGCCAGCAGCCAACCCUCUGCCUCCCUCAGGCCAGCCCCUGGCUUCAAGCAGUGCAGUCCCCCUCUUUGCUGUAAGUCUUCUCAUAAUUCUUGCAAAGCUCUCUGUGUUGCCAGUGCCUCCUGCGGCCCUGCAGGCCUAUGAUCACCUCUUCUCUGUCUACACAAUCUCUGACCAGGCAUAUGCAAAUAUGCCUAGGUUCUCUACCAAUGAUCCUCACGCUGCAGCACAUUUCCACAAUCUCAUUAUCAAUGAGAGAUGA
Molecule: messenger RNA, 303 nt
Organism: Blastomyces dermatitidis ER-3
Lineage: Eukaryota; Fungi; Ascomycota; Eurotiomycetes; Onygenales; Ajellomycetaceae
Exons: 2
Coding region: 1-303 (100 amino acids)
Source: RefSeq, a predicted model, not a curated record